Cottoperca gobio is the source of this 3713-nucleotide messenger RNA. RefSeq names its product proprotein convertase subtilisin/kexin type 5-like. Bases 49 to 2433 code for a protein of 794 amino acids. The record is from RefSeq and is a predicted model, not a curated record. The transcript has 12 exons. NCBI's taxonomy places the organism in Eukaryota, Metazoa, Chordata, Actinopteri, Perciformes, Bovichtidae.
GACUGUCAUCAGUCCUGUCCCGAUCGGACCUACAGUGCGAACGUCACCAUGGUGUGUGCUCCGUGUGAAGACAAACAAUGUGUAGUCUGUGACCAGUCUCAGUGCUACUGGUGUGAAGAGGGAUUCUACGUCUUUGAUGACAAGUGUGUGGAUCACUGUAAGGAAGGUUUCUUUGUGGAUGAGGAGAGCCGGGACUGUGAGCCUUGUCACCGCGCCUGUCGUACCUGCGGAGGGCCACAAUAUGAUGACUGUGACUCCUGCGAAGAUAAACUCACGCUGAAAAACGGGGAGUGUUUAAAGAGCACACAGCUGGCUUCCUGCCCUGAGACACACUUCAGAAACAGUCAGGGUGAAUGUGAGCUGUGCCACUCCUCCUGUAAGACUUGCUCUGCGGAAAGGAAGGAGGACUGCAACAGCUGCUACUCAGGUCGUUUUUUCACUUCCCGGCAGACCUGCAUGUCACGUUGUCCAGCUGGCACUUUUGCCAACAAGAUGUCGAGCCAAUGUGAAAACUGCUUGAAAGGAUGUAUCACGUGCCAGGACGCCAAGCAGUGCCAGCGCUGUCGCAGUGGGCUUUACCUCCAAGAUGGAGUGUGUGUGGUGGAUUGUCAGAGAGGGUUUCCUCAAGGUGGUUUAUGCAAUCCGUGCGCCCCAGAGUGUGCAUCCUGUCAGGGAAAUUCGUCUCACUGUCUGAGCUGUGAGAAACAGUUCUUGCUGUUGGACCACUCAUGCAGGUCUCACUGUCUAGAGGGCUAUUACAGCAGCGAGACAGAAUGCCAUCGCUGUCCAGCUCACUGUAGAGAGUGCAGUCAAGAUGGCCUGUGUAAGAAGUGUGCAAAGUACUACUUCCUCCAUGAGGGUAAGUGUGUGGAUGAUUGUCCCAUUGGCUUCUUUGCCAGCGAGAAGCAACAGGAGUGUGUGCGUUGCCAUGCUGAUUGUGCCUCUUGUGACGGACCGGGUUUUGAUGACUGUGACGUGUGUCGCCACCCGAAAGCUGUCCGCUACAACGGAGAGUGUCUGGCUAAGUGUCCCAGUAACACUUACUAUGAUGCCACUACCAAUGAAUGCAGAGAUUGUGACAGAUCAUGUCUGACCUGCUCAGGUCAUGAGCCCUCAUCCUGCCUCAGCUGCGACACCAGCAGGCGUAAAGAUGCCAGCGGACACUGUGUGUGGUUCAGUCAGUGCUCUCUGUACUCAUACAUGGACCAUAAUGGGGAGUGCCAACCGUGUGACAAACUCUGUCAUCGCUGUUCUGGGCUGGGCAAAGACCUCUGCCUCAGCUGCAACGAGCCACACUUCCUACUGAACAACACUUGUGUGCAGGAGUGUCCUGUGGGUUACUACGCAGAGGACAAGGACGAACGUGUGUGUGAGCGCUGCCACUUCAGCUGCAAGUCAUGUGUCGGCCGUCACAGUUUGCAGUGUGUCAACUGUAAAUCGGGAUUCUUCAAGCAGGGGAGCAGCUGUGUCGAAACCUGUUCAGAGAGUCACUUUGGCAACACCACCACCAUGGCUUGCGAGCAAUGUGACCCCUCUUGUAGCCAGUGUUGGGGUCGUGGUAACAGAAACUGUCUGAACUGUCGGGAGGACUACGUCUACCUGAGGCAGAGGGGACAGUGCCUGCAGAGCUGCCCUUCAAGCUACUACCAACACCGCCACGCUAAGACCUGCCACAAGUGUCACCCCACCUGCAAGACCUGCAGCGAUGAGGGCGCUCUGACCUGUCAGUCCUGCUAUGAAGGCUACAAGUUUAUGGGAGGCAUCUGUGUAUCCCAGUGUCUCUUAGGCUUCUACAGUUCACAGGGCUCUGAGUCCAAGAGCGAUGAGCCAAACUGCAAGCCAUGUGACCCAUCCUGCGUGGACUGCCGGGGUCAAAGCAUGUGGAGCUGCACAGUGUGCCCCGCACUCCAGAUCCUCUCUGAAGAUGGCCGCUGCUUGUCCUGCUGUGGAAAUGAGACACGCUAUGACGAUAAACCAAUACCCUGGAAGUGCUGUGACUGCAAGGCCUCACGAGUGGAGUGCAUCGAGGGCGUCAACUUUGUGUUGAUGGAAGCUGGAAAUUUAGAGGCUCAAGGCAAGACCGCUAAACUCUUUGUCAUUGCCUGUGUUAUACUUAUCGUCUUUGUGGGCGGGGGGGUCUUCCUCUUCCUCAAUGCUCGAUCUAAAUCACUUGCCAUCGCACCUAAAACCAAACCUGGAGGAUAUGAGAAACUGGACAGCAAUACAGGCAUCGCCUCACAACCCACCACCUCUUCAUUCGGAGAAUACAAUGACCGAAUCAUUGAGUGUGAAGAUGAUGAGGAAGACAACGAUGAUGGUGAUAUUGUGUACAUGGGACAAGAUGGGACAGUGUAUCGGAAGUUCAAGUACGGGCUGUUGGAUGAGGAUGAGAUUGAGUUAGAGUACGAUGAUGAGAGCUACUCAUACAGAUGAAAAGAAAAUAGUGAAGACCUGACUGGAGAGAAGCAGCUCCUCCUUACUUAUCUUUGUAUUCUAGACAUGUUGUGACAAUUGUUUCUCACCAUCCCUCAGAUACAUGAUGUCUAUUUAAUUAUAGUUUUUUUUAAGUUGGUGGAGCAAUCAAGGGUGACAAGCACACAUAAUGGCUUUACAUUUCAAAUACAUUUUAGUCACACCAGCCAGGUACCAAUCAAUAUGUUAUAUAUUUAUGACAUUUACGAUGGCUGGUAAAGUCAUUGUGACUGUCAUCCGAGCCAUUUGACAGAUACGGCUGCUGUGUCAAGCUGGAUGUUCACUUACUAGUGGUCUAGUCUCAAUUUCAAUAAUUCAGAUUUACUGUUGGAUUAUGCAACCUAUUCUUUUGAUUGGGAAGAGGAGUUAUAUUUCUUAUUACAAAACCUCAGGGGAAGUUGUGAAUGUACUGACAAUCAUAUUCAUUUUUCAUGUUUUUGUUUACAUUUUUCUAGAAUAAAUUGUUUAAUUUGAAGAAAAUAUUGCAUGUUUACACAGUGGUUAUUGUCCGCUUAUAUUGCUUAGAGAAAAGACAAUCUUACACAAUAAUACAUAUUAGGAAGAUUUUUGCAGAGUUAGAUUUAUAUCAACAAAAUGUGGAUAUAAACAUCUUAUAAAACACAGUGACAUGUUAUAAAUCUCAUUACGUUUAAUUGCACAUUUCAUGUUAAUAACAACCCAGUUUACUCCACAUUUGGUCAGAAUGCUAAAGUAAUAUACUUCCUCUGUUUCUGCAUCAUCUGGUUUAAAGCUCUGAAUAAUCACUGUUGUAACAUUAGUGUCAGUAUUUUCUUUGUUACACUUUGUCUUUGUUUGAUUUGUAAGCUGGACUGUGUAUCGCACUGCUGGAGUCACAUCAAAAUCCAAAGCAAACUUUACACUGAAGUACAAUCUGUAACCCUGUGUGGUACUGUUUGGAUCUUUUUAGUUUAGUUCACACAGAGAGGAAAAAUCUUUUCUCAGUGUUUUUUUUAAUCUUGUUUAGGCCUUGUCUGUACGUGUUUCCAGUUAACUGCUCAAAACAGGGCAGAAAGUUGCAGGUGAAGUGAUUUUUCAAGGACUUUUCCCUCAAAUAUGUUUCUUUUAGCUAUACUCGAGCUCUGCUUUGACUCCAGGGUUGUGCAUUUGCCUUUUAUUGCUGUCUGCCUGAGAUAAAAACAGGCCUGCGACCCACUCACGAUAGUCGAUAGUGUGAAAAGUAAAUAAUUAGGAUCUUUCUCUGUACUUGGUUGAGGUGAAAU